Molecule: messenger RNA, 1758 nt
Organism: Drosophila willistoni
Lineage: Eukaryota; Metazoa; Arthropoda; Insecta; Diptera; Drosophilidae
Exons: 3
Source: RefSeq, a predicted model, not a curated record
AUGCUUGAAAAUUAUUAAACAAUAUGACCAAAACAACAACAAUGGAUGAAAAUACAAAGAGUCGUGGCAAAACCCUAAUACAGGCAACAACGGGUAAUAUGAAGACAUUACUAAAUCAUACAAUGGCCGGAAUCAAUCCAGCAGCUUCACAUUUGGCACUUUUACUACAAACGGGCAGCGGUUUGGGUGCUUCAACGGAAACGGAUAUACCAACGAAUAUCACAAAUAUAUUUAACGAUCGGCCGCCCAUAAGUAGUCCUAGCGGCGGCUCCGGCAAUCUGAGCGGUUUCAUUGAAUCCUCCACCACCUCCUCCUCCAUCUCCUUUGCGGCAUCCUCCUCUGCUUACAAUACAACAGCCAGCCAUAUAUUGUCCAGUGCCGUUACACAGCUGCCAACAACGGUGGCAACAACACUACCAACAACGGCAACCAGCAGCAUGGCUGCCACAUUCCAGGCCCAGACAGUGGCCACAUUUAUUGCAGCGGGCAAUAAAAAUCGAACCCCAACAAUUGUGGUCUAUCCAACGGUUUCACCCGAAUCGAUUGUCAUACCGAUUGUAUCCUGCAUCUUUGGUUUCCCAAUUCUGGCGCUAAUUGUCAUCUGUUGUCUGCGGCGGCGAGCCAAAUUGGCCCGAGAGAGGGACAGACGACGUAACUAUGAUAUGCAGGACCAUGCCGUCAGCCUGGUCAGAUUUAGUCCAAUACAUAGGCUUAAUUACCGAUCGUCGCGAGCUAUCAGUCUACGUCCUGAACGAAGCCUAAGCCAGGGCUUUACAUCGCUGGAAUUGGAUACGGUGCUGGAGGAGCGUUGCAGCGAUGUUGAGCAAACACAAACCGAAAUACUAAAUCCCGAAUCACCCAUGGACACCACAUCCACCUACAAGAUGUCCUUUUCAUCGAGCUAACAGUUAGCCACACAACAGCAGCAGCAGCAGCAGAAGCAGCAACAACAACAGCAACAGCCGGCCUUAACGACCUUGCCAAGUCCAAGUCCGAUGCUAGAGAAAGCAGCUCCUUCGCCGUCACCGUCGUCGUCGACAUCAUCCACACAUCUGCUGCAACCACCGAAGUUAAGGAAAAUGGGCAGCAUGCGAGACUCGUCCCAAGAUCCACAGUCCACAGCAUUGGCCAAGCGAAGGAGUCGUCUUCAGGAAUUGCGAGCCGCCAGCAGUGGCAGCGGUCAAUCAUCAGAGGCAGCUGCCGCCUUUGGCAAACGGCAAUCGAAACGUGAUCGUCAUCGAGGCGAUGCCAAAGAAUCAGAGCCACCCAUACGCAAGUCACAGUCUCUCGAUGCUAGCGAUACCUUCUCGCUGGCCAGCAUUCAAUCUCCAUUGUGGGUGACCCUAACAAAUGCUCGCACCAUUGAGGAACUUGCUCAACAGAAACUGUAACCAAUACGCAGAAAUACAUACAAUACAAUAUACCUAUACCUAUACCUAUUACCUACAUGUAUCUAGAAUUAAAUGUUGUUAAUUAUUUAGCAAUUGUGAUCCGAUCGAUCACCGACCACCGACCAGCAAAUCUAAUAAAGAAACCCAAAUUCACAUUCACCCAAAUUAUUAAAGUAGAUUAAAUCCAUUUCAAUGUAAAUGUUUAGACAAGACAAAACAAGAAUUAUAAACAAUAUGAAUGUUAAUAACUAAUACUAUACACGAAUUUUCAUUAUUAACUACAACUAAUGACCAAAAAAAAACCCCCCACAAAAAUAAAAAAAACACCGCUCAAAGAAUUAAAAUAAACCUGCAAUUCAAUUGACUU